Molecule: messenger RNA, 1271 nt
Organism: Lindgomyces ingoldianus
Lineage: Eukaryota; Fungi; Ascomycota; Dothideomycetes; Pleosporales; Lindgomycetaceae
Product: glutathione S-transferase
Exons: 4
Coding region: 107-1072 (321 amino acids)
Cellular component (GO): cytoplasm
Molecular function (GO): glutathione transferase activity
Source: RefSeq, a predicted model, not a curated record
GCGCUCAAUUCAUGCGAGCAGCCGCCAUGGAGGCCCCACCGCUGUGCUGCUCUGUGUUAUUGCUGUCUUUGCCAUCGGGCGGCUUGGAGUUAUUAAACGCAGCAGCAUGACGGCGGACCAAAUCUCCCAAGCUAUAACAACCAACACACAAGCCCAUUGGAAUCGGAUGCCCUCUAAGUUUCGCAACUUCAUCCCCUCCGAAUCCUUCCCCGCCGAGAGGGGCCGCUAUGUCCUCUACGUUAACUACUGCUGUCCUUGGGCACACCGCACCAUAAUCGUCCAUGCAUUGAAGGGCUUAGAGGACAUUGUGGAGUUGGUCGAGGUGGACGCAAGAGACAGGACACAUGGCUGGUGGUUCUCUGGGAGAAGAGGUCCGGACCGAGACCCCUUGUACGGCGGCAGAUACAUGAAGGAGCUAUAUCUGAGGGCCGACCCGCAAUACAAUGGAAGGAUUACUGUGCCCAUGUUGUGGGACACGAAGCAUGAAACUAUUGUAAACAACGAGAGUAGCGAGAUCAUUCGGAUGUUCUCUGAAGCAUUCGAUGAUUUCCUACCCCCCGAGAAGCAAGAGAGGAAUAAGGGAGCGGCUGCACUCGUCCCAAAGCAUAUCCAGCCUCAGAUCGACAAGCUGAAUGCGUGGGUGUACGAUACCAUCAACAACGGUGUUUACAAGACUGGAUUUGCGGGGUCACAGAGUGCCUACGAUGAGCAUGUCACCAGGCUUUUCCAAUCUCUCGAUCGACUUGAGCUCCAUCUAGGCGACAACACUCAUAACCCUUAUCUCUUUGGAGAGCAUAUCACGGAGGCAGACAUACGGUUGUACACGACCUUAAUCCGAUUUGAUGUUGCAUAUUAUACUCUCUUUAAGUGUAACAUCAAAAUGAUUCGACUGGACUACCCUCUAAUUCACGCAUGGCUGCGACGACUAUAUUGGAACGAGGGUCCGGAGACAGCAGGAGGUGUCUUCAAGCACACCACCAAUUUCGCAGAAAUUAAGCGUGGUUACUCAACGGUCGCCGCUGGAAACGGAGUAGUACCAGCGGGGCCUAUGCCGUACAUCUUGCCCCUAUGAGCGUUCCUAUCGUACUUUCGUGGAUUCGAAUUUCUGCCAUUCCGAACAUUAACCGUACAUAACUCUUCUGGUUACCGUUUCUCGCAUAGCAGCUACACUUGUAGCUUUACUUGUCAAUAGCCUGACAUCGCGCCCUGCUCGCAAGAAUGAGACUCAUGCACUGGAUAAGCAAGUCAUUGAGAGUGCAAUAUAGACUAAG